CCCGGCACGUGACGCGGCACUGAGGGCGUCACGUGAAGCAGGCGCGCGCGGGCGGGGCAGGGCGCGGGGGCGCUCGGCGAGGACCAGAGUGCAGGCGCUGACCCGGCAAAACUCAGCCGGGCUGGACAGCCAUGCCCAAGUACUGCAGGGCUCCGAACUGCUCCAACACUGCCGGCCGACUGGGCGCGGACAACCGCCCCGUGAGCUUCUACAAGUUCCCGCUGAAGGAUGGUCCCCGGCUGCAGGCCUGGCUGCGGCGCAUGGGCCGUGAGCACUGGGUGCCCAGCUGUCACCAGCACUUGUGCAGCGAGCACUUCACGCCCUCCUGCUUCCAGUGGCGCUGGGGCGUGCGCUACCUGCGGCCUGAUGCGGUGCCCUCCAUCUUCUCCCGGGCGCCGCCCGCCAAGAGCCAGCGGGGUACCCGAAGCACCAAGAAGCGGGUUGUGCCGCCGCCUCCUCCUCCUCCGCAGGAGGCUACGCCCCAGCCCCCAGGCCGCGCCAUCCCUGCGUCUGGCCCAGUGCACCUAGUGGUGCUGGGCCCCGCAGCGGGGCCCCCGGAGGCUGCGGCCACCGUGCUCCUGCCCCCACCUCCCGCUUCGCCCACUCUCGUGGGGCCACGGCCUGACGUCCCCGCCCAGCAGGCCGGGGCCGGGCUGGGCGCGGCGCUGGGGGCGCUGCAGCGGCGCGUGCGGAGGCUGCAGCGGCGCCACCAGCGGCACCAGGCGCAGCUGCGGGCUCUGGAACAGCUGGCGCAGCAGCUGCUGGCGCGGGCGCGCCGGGGCCCGCAGCGCGUGGUGAGUGCCCAGCUCCCCGGACCUGAGGAAUCCCAAACCUUCACCAUCAUCUGUGGAGGGCCUGGCAUAGCCGUGGUCCUUGCCCAGGGCCCUGCACCUCCAACAGUGGAUGCCAAGCCUGAGCUCCUGGAUACUCGGACCCCCAGUGCAUAAGGAUAAUGUCAAGGGACAGAAGAUACAAGAUGGAAGAAGAGAGAUUCAUCACACAGGGGCUUGGCCAGCCCCACCACCCAUGCCUGGGGAGGAGCAAUGCCUCCCUCAAAGGCCUGGGCUCCAUGACCCUCCUCCUAGAGACCCCUUGAACCUUAGGGGUGACCUGGGCCCAAGUCUUCCAUCAGCCCCCAAUUCUCUGGGUACCAGGCCCCUUGACACCCCUAGCUCAAAUCUUUGCAGUCAGUAAAACACCUCAGGGCAGAACACGGGUUGGUUACUUGGGGAGGGUUGUACCUGGUAUCUGAAGAGCCCCUCUCACCUUUCCCCAAGGCUGGUGCUCAGCUGGGGGCACCGCAGUGAACAAGGAUGAACAGCAUCCCUGCCCUCCUGGUGCUCACCUUCUACCUGAGUGGG
Propithecus coquereli (Coquerel's sifaka) is the source of this 1361-nucleotide messenger RNA. It is a transcript of the gene THAP8, whose product is annotated as THAP domain containing 8. Bases 132 to 947 code for a protein of 271 amino acids. The transcript has 4 exons. The record is from RefSeq and is a predicted model, not a curated record. Lineage: Eukaryota; Metazoa; Chordata; Mammalia; Primates; Indriidae.